Paramecium sonneborni is the source of this 1713-nucleotide messenger RNA. The record is from the annotation of a GenBank genome assembly. NCBI's taxonomy places the organism in Eukaryota, Ciliophora, Oligohymenophorea, Peniculida, Parameciidae.
AUGGGUUGUUUCUAGCCUAAAGGUGUAAAUAAAAUUGUUGCAAUGCAGACAACAAACAGAGAUUAUAUUUUUAUGUCAACAGCUGAUAUACAUAAAAUAUUUUCUUUUGGUAAAGUGUUAGGAAUAGGCGCUUUUGGUAAAGUUCUGACAGCAAAAAGGCGAAAUAACGGAGAAAAAUAGUAUGCAAUAAAAAUAAUUGACAAGAAAAAAGUGAAGGGAAGGGAAACUAUGCUUGCUAACGAAAUUUAUGUAUUAUAAAGAUUAGAUCAUCCAAACAUUAUCAAAUUCCAUGAAGUAUAUUAGAGUGAAUUAUACUUCUAUAUAUGUAUGGAUAAAUGUAUUGGAGGAGAGCUUACGGAUAGCGUGCCUAAAAAUUAAAAAUCAUAUAAUGAAAGUUAAGCCAGAGAUAUAAUGGUUAAAGUAAUUGAUUAUGAUAUAUAUAGAUCAUUUCGGCAGUUGCAUACAUUCAUGAAUUAGGAAUAAUACAUAGAGACAUAAAACCAGAGAAUAUUAUGUUUACAGAUCUUGAUAUCAGAUCUGAGCCUAAACUAAUAGAUUUUGGGCUUUCAGUAAAGUAUGAUGCUUUUAGCUAUAAGUAAGAAAGCCUCAUUAAUUAUAUAGUAAAUUAAAAGCUGGGGUUGGAACUCCUGUCUAUUUGGCACCUGAAGUAAUUGAAGGUACAUACAAUGAAAAAUGUGAUAUUUGGAGUCUUGGAGUUUUAUUGUUUAGUAUGCUUGUUGGAUAUCCACCUUUUUAUGGUCGGAAUCGAUAGGAACUAUAUUAAAAUAUUUAAUAUCAAAAUGUAUACAAUUUUAAUUAUACUUUAGUUAAUAUUUGAUAAAAGGCAUUGGAGAAUUAUUAGCGAUGAAGCAAAAGAUCUAUUAAAAAGAAUGCUUAAUAAAAACCCAUAACUAAGAUAUUCAGCUAAGGAAUGUCUUAAUCAUUCAUGGUUUUAACUUUUAUUUAAAGAUGGACUUUUUAAACCUCCAAGAAGGAGUACUGGAUUUUCAGGAACUUAAUCUGAUGAUGAUUAAAGGACAUUGUAUUAAAUGCUUAAGACUUAUCGAAUUGGUGCCAAAUUUAAAAGAGAAGUCAUGAAAGUUCUAGUUAAUUAGAUGAAUGAAAAGGAUUUAGCAAAAUUAUAAUAAAUAUUUAAGAAUAUUGAUGUUGAUAAUUCUGGUACAAUUACUGUACAAGAAUUACAUCAUGCACUUAUGUAGGAAGUAUUUAUUUAAAAUAUUAAUAAGGGCUCUUUAGCAACUAUAGAAGAAAUUGAAGAAAUUAUGGAAAAUAUUGGAUUUGAUAUAAAUGAGUUAGAAGAUUAAACAGCUACUUUAUCUCAUAAAACAACAACUAAACCUUUAGUAAUUAAGUAUAGUGAUUUUUUAACUGCUUGUAUCGAUGAAAGACGUGUAUUUACAAGAGAAAAAUUAUGGUCAAUUUUUAAAUAUUUUGACACUUAAAAUGUAAAUCAUUUAUCAAGAGAAGCAAUUAAAGAAUCUUUUGCUAGACAUGGACGUUCUAUCCCAUUAGAAAAAAUUAACGAAAUGAUUUCUGAAAUUGAUCCAAACAAUGAGAAUAAAAUUGGAUUUGAUGCUUUUUGUUAAAUGAUGGGAGUCGCUGGAAUCUAAUAAACUCUAGAAUUUAAAGAUGAAACUAAAGAUCCUUAAUCUAACGCUCCUUCUAUUAUUUUAUGACAUCCACUCUUCUGAC